CCACUUCCUUAAGUGUAGCGGACAGGCUUUGAUGGAUGUAGACGUUUUGUAAACUUGAUAUUUUAGCCUUCUACAGGAACCUAUUUUGUGACAUUAGUGGCACUAUGGAGAUCGCCUGUACACCGUUGCACCAGAGUCUCACAGAACCUUCUCACAACCAAAGAAGCUGCAAUACCCAACGAGUUUGAAUUUCACAACGAGUUUGAAUUUCACGAGUUUGAGUUACUGGUCUUUGCAGCAUGGAGGAGACAUCUAGCUGCCCUAAUGUCAGCAUUCAUUGCCACGUUGAGAUAAGGGACAAGAAUAAGCGCUACACUGUUUACAAAGUGGUGGUUACUGUUGGAAGACAUGAAAGGUUUGUCUUCAGGCGAUACUCAGAAUUUGAUAAGCUGUGCAAUGCGUUGAAAAAACUGUUUCCUUCCCUGAACUUGAAGAUCCCUGCCAAGAGGAUAUUUGGAGACAAUUUUGAUCCAGAGUUUUUAAAGCAAAGGAGGACUGGGUUAAAUGAGUUCAUCCAGCAAAUCGUGUCCCAUCCGCAACUCAUCAGCCAUCCUGAUGUGCGAGCUUUCCUUCAGAUGGACUUCUCAGAAGCUAGAAAUAUUAAAUUGGGUCCAUCUGGAAAUCGACAGUCGGAGGCUCCGUCGGGCCUGGUGUCCCGUACACAGCAGCCUCAGACGCUCGGCUGCCAGUGUUCACUACCCAGCCUGCAGGGUCCGACGGUGGUCAGCGAUGAGGCCAUGCAGAAGAUCAGCGCCCUGGAGACGGAGCUGACCCGCCUCAGAGCUCAGAUUGCCCAGAUUGUCCUGGCGCAGGAACGCCACGCAAACACAGCUGGGUUCUGUACGCAACAACAGCAUCAGACGCUCGGCUGCCAGUGUUCACUACCCAGCCUGCAGGGUCCGACGGUGGUCAGCGAUGAGGCCAUGCAGAAGAUCAGCGCCCUGGAGACAGAGCUGGCCCGCCUCAGAGCUCAGAUUGCCCAGAUUGUCCUGGCGCAGGAACGCCACGCAAACACAGCUGCUCCCCCUCCUCCACCACCUCCUCCUCCUCCCCCACCCUUACCUCCACCGCUACCCCCAACCGGUAGUAGGUGUUCGGCCAUUGAGCUCAUCAGAGAGCGCCGCGGCACAAAGGACAACAGCCUACAGCAGACUAUGCUGGUCUCGGGGCCCAAACAGCCCAGCAUGCUAGACGUGCUCAAGGACAUGAGCAAGGUCAAGCUGCGCUCCGUCCAGAGGCGGCCAGAGGAAGGCCACACCAAGCGAAAGCCCACCAACCCGACAGAUGAUGCUAGCUUCAUAGCUGAGGCCCUGAAGAACAAGUUUGCCCGCAACAGGCGCCGCGAGGAGAGCGAGAACCAGGGCAACUUCGACCUGCCUUUCCCUGAGCCCAAGCCCAAACCCCACACGGACACGCCUCUGUUUGGGCAGCACAUGCUGAAGCGAGCGUGGAAGAGGAGUAUCCAUAGUAUGGCAAGUCAAUCAUGCCACUAUUACAUCUUUUGAGUGGAAGGUUCGAAUCCUGCUUAGGAAGCAACUUUUUCGCAGUGUUUUUUUUUUUUUCAUUUGAAUUUGCCUACAUAUAUUGAUAUUGAUGUGUAAUCUUUUGUAGGUAAAACUGUGUUUUUUAUGUAGUCUGAAAAAAUAUAGGCUUAUCCCUAUGUAGGCCAGCACAGUUGCUGCAAAGAUGAUUAGGCUAUCUUACGCUAGCCAAUUUUUAUGUAGUUUGCCACAUUAUUUGUCACAUUCUAAAUGCAGUACCACUGUAUGACCACAAGGGUGGAGUGGUUACCUCCUUAUGAGCGCUGGCUGAAGUAGUGUUUGUAUUUGUAUGUGGUAUAUCGAAUUCACUGUCUUAUUUAGUGUUAAUUUC
This is a messenger RNA of Alosa sapidissima (American shad), 1872 nucleotides long. Its product is annotated as mitochondrial fission regulator 1-like. Bases 240 to 1505 code for a protein of 421 amino acids. NCBI's taxonomy places the organism in Eukaryota, Metazoa, Chordata, Actinopteri, Clupeiformes, Clupeidae. Gene Ontology annotation, biological process: aerobic respiration; mitochondrial fission. Gene Ontology annotation, molecular function: phosphatidylinositol binding. The record is from RefSeq and is a predicted model, not a curated record. The transcript has 11 exons. Gene Ontology annotation, cellular component: mitochondrion.